GUUUCCCGUGCUCUAGUUAUUGUCCGUCUAAAAUAGCAGGGAAUGGGUGUUUUACGUUCGGAAAUGGGUGUAAAUGGUGCGUCAUAAGCAUUUGCAAGUCCUCGGUGCCAAGAAAGUCAAUGGUUUACAGUUUUAAUGUGAAAAAAUGUAUGCUAGUGAAAAGUGAAAACAACGUAAACAGCAAUUCCGGUCUUUGGAACCACGCAACGAAAACAUAAUUCGUUCCGCCAGGCAACGCCAAGGGUGCCGCCACCAGGAUUAGCAGCAGCUGCUGCCCGUAUGCCUUGGAUGUGUGCCUGCACGUCAGCACUCAUUGGCCGCUACAAUCCGUCCCGUCAUCCGUCGUCUAGCUUCUCCGGAGGAGAAGGCAAACGCGCUUGCAAAUCCCAAAUCCGCCCUUUUAAUAAUAUCAUUCGGUGCGGGACACCGAGCACACCACACAGACACACACACCCUCUCGCGGCCCCCGGCAUCCAGUCGCUCUUGGUGCCGCAGGCGGUGUCCGCGGUCCGCGACGACCACCACGACCACUAUUCAGCGGUGCGCAUCGGGAAGGAAAAGCGAAAAUCUCUCGUUUGUCUGCCGUUUGGACGAUAGGGAAAAGGCAGCAAAGAAAGCAGCAGCCAACGUCGAGAAAAAGGAAACCGACCAAAAGCAGCAGCAGCAGCAACAACAACAACACAAAAACCCUUGUGCAAAGUGUUGUGCAGCUCUCCAGCGCACACAUCGCGGCCAUCCGCGGUCACAUACGUGUGAGUUUGAGUAGAUAUUAGUGGUGGCCUACUACUGGCCUAGUACCGUCUGCCGUAGUGCACUACGAGUACCAGAAGCUGCGUGCUAGCCGUGUGUAUGAACGUGACAUCGAAUAAGCUGCGCUUCCUGGCCCGCGGACUACGAGAAACACAACAAUUUAAACUCCCUCAAAACCGGCCGCAAUACGAUGGAUCUUCUGACUAAAACUGAAGUAAGCGCGGUGGUCGAGUUUGACUACACGGCCAAGGAGCCGGACGAGCUGACGCUGAAGAAAGGUGCCAUCAUAACGAACAUCAAGGUGCAGGAUGGCGGCUGGUGGGAGGGCACGCUUGCCGGCACCGGGCGCACCGGCGUCUUUCCGGACAACUUCGUCCGGGUGCUGGAAACACCGGACAAAAGUCAAGUCAUUCUAAGGGAUAAAAGUGCGACCAUAAAUCGGCGCUGUAAAGUCAUCUACAGCUACCAGGAGAACAAGGCGGACGAGCUGACGUUGGCGGUUGGGGAUGUGGUCGAAUUUUUCGAGGAGGUUGAAGAAGGAUGGUGGCGCGGUCGGUUGAACGGACGCGUCGGUGUAUUUCCUUCGAACUUCGUCGAGAUGAUCGAAUCGGUGUCUCCGAAGUCGUCGAGCCGUAAGAGUGGCAACGUCGGGGGCCUAGGAGUGACGGCGAUCGAUGGUGGCCCGGGCGGUGGACCCGGGCCGGGUGUGCUGGGCGUUAGCAGCAGCCUCUCCAAGAACAACAGUCUCAACAAGAGCCGGACGAGCCUGAACAGCUCGCGGGAGGAUCUGGAUCGGCACGAUGCGCCCUCGCUGCCACCGAAACCGGUCCGCGAACUGUGCAAGGUACUGUUCGCCUACCAGCCGGCCAACGAUGACGAGUUGAAGCUGGUCGAAGGGGACAUCAUUACGAUCCUGUCGAAGGAGCUGCCCGACAAGGGCUGGUGGAAGGGCGAAUUGCGCGGCCGGGUGGGCGUUUUUCCGGACAACUUCGUUUCGCUUCUGCCCCCGGAGGGUGGGGGCAAGUCUUCGGCGCACAUUUCGGCGUCGGUACGAUCGGUCGGAAGCAACAGUAGCGGGUACAGUAGUGCGAGUGGCGUCAGUGGGGGUCCCGGGCCGAUUGCACACCAUCCGGCCGUGGUGUCACCGAUCAAAGAGGUCAAACCGGAGCGUCCACCUGCGACGAGCAAGGUGCAAAUGUUCGGGUCCAAAACGGGCCAAGUGAGCGCACCGUCGGUUAACAAUGCAUCGUCCGGUUUCCGGAAGGAGAGUUUCGGCUCAAAGGAUUCGUUGAACGAGUCCACCGGCAGCAACGUGGGGAUAACGGGCGGUUCGCCGACCUACAACAGUGUGGCGGCCCACCGGAAAUCGCUCGAGAGCAAGGUGGCCGACUCGCAGCCGCAACCGGGCGUCGUAACGGAGAAACCGCCGCGCAAGAGCCUCGAAAACAAGGCGUCCGAUAUUCGCAAGAGUCUGGAAAGCCUGGACGAAAAGAAGUCCACCCCGCCGCCGGUGUUGGGCAAGAAACCGCAGGUUCCGAUCAAAAAGUCGCCCUCGAUCACGAGCGUCACCGGGAACCUGUUUUCCGGGCUGAAGCAGAAGGUGAAGGGAAGCGGUUCGGUGGACAAAACGGCCACCGGUGGAACGCAUCAGGCCGACGAAAGGGAUGGCAUUGGCGGAAGCAAGCCUCGGUCGGAGAUUGCCGACAACGGUGAUCGAUCGAUCGUGGGUGAACGGAUCGAGGUGGAGCUGGGGCAUGUCGAGCGGGGUACUUCCGUGCUGAAGGACAUGCGUGCGAACCGAGCGAAAGCCCCGAAGCGACGACCUCCUUCGUCACCGAGCAGUAUUAUAGGAGAUCCGGCAUCGACCGCCGGAACCACCAACGGAGGUGGCCCUUCGCUAAGCAACGGCAACGCAGGGCUGUUCAGUCAGCUUUCGUUGUCGUCGGAACCGGAAAGCCCCAAGCCGGACGUUGUGCCGGAGUCGAACGACGACGCACUGCUCGCGAAGGUGCCAAAGGCGCGCGAAUGGGAAAAGAACAAAGUACCGUGGAUGGACGAGCUAAAGGCGAGCCAGGCGAAGAAAACGACCGCCGCGGAAAGUAAAUCCCCCGAGCACCAUCCCUCCCUGCACUCGGUUAGCAACAACACUAGCAAUAGCACCAACACGCACUUCCACCAGGAAGAGUCGUCGAGCAUUUCCAAGUCGUUUCACGCGAGCUCGACCGGUAUCACCACCACCACCACACACCUGGUUAACGCACCGUCGGGCAAUGUGGCCCGCGCACGGCUAAUGGAACGGUCCGCCACGACGACGAGCGUACCGUCGACGGAAAGUAACCACGUAAACGCAAAUACCAACGCCACCAGCGGUUCGUUUGAUCACAAUACGUCCUCCGGCAUCCUAAGGAAGGAACCGACACUAGCUUCCUCGACGCCGAUCAACGAUCUGCAGCAGCACUCCGUCUCCACGUCCUCCUCUACCACUUCCAGUGUUAGCGCGAUGACCAAGUCGAUGUCGGCACUGUCGACUAACAGCAGCAGCAGCAGUACCACAACCAACGCCGCCGCCGCCGCGUCCACCACCACCACCAAAAUUGCCAUUUCCUCCUCGUCAUCAUCCACGGCGUCUUCGGCGGUGCCGGCGACAACGACGGUGGAAAACAACAACGGCACGCACGACGCGACCAACCUGCCACCAUCGCCGGCGAACAACCGGCCGCUCAGUGUGCACCUGCGGAACACGAGCCUCUCGCCGACACCCCAGAACCGGAACGCCAAAACGAUCCACAUCGUCGGUGGUGGCAGCACGGGAAAACCCUCAAAUGAGGCACCGGGUACCAUCACCACCGGCGGCGUCUCGAUGGACAACGUGUGCGGUCGGGUGCAGGAUCUCGAGCAGAAGGUACACCGCAUGGAACGCCAGCUGACGGCCCAGCACGGGCUGAUCGAGGAGCUGACGCGGAUGCUGCGCGACGAGUCGGACAAGGUGCGGACGCUGCAGAAGGAGCUGGAAAAGUACGCCCAGUGCGUCACGCAAGUAUGAUAGACGGAGUAACGGGCGGUGGGAGAGUGUGGUCAUCGUCGUCGUCGUCGGUUCGACGCACGCUGUCCCACCUUUAUUACUCCACAACUUUAAAGAAACAACAAAAACAAAACCGUACUAAUCCUACCCUCUCGUUACUUCUACUAGCUACUAACUAAUACUACUACUACUACUAUUAUUACUACUGCUAGGUCUAUCUAUUAGAGACGAUUAGGGGGGAAGUGAGAAGAGAAGCAAACAGAACGUUGUCGUCGGAAAUGCGCAAACCCUUUACACUUAAGGAACCCUUAACUAACGCACCCUUGUGUACAGUGGAACGAAUUGGGUAGGACGAAAUGGGGGGGGGGAAAGAUGGGAAAGAAAUUCCCAUCAUCGGAGAAUUGAACACAUGCACAAAACAUUCUUUUCGAUUCCAUUCCGGGCGCGCACGGAUCGGUUCGGUAGAUUCCGGUAAUAGUUGGUCGUCCGUCAAUGGCUCCCCGCCGGAAGGAAGUGCAAUAGAUAUUUAGUUUCUAUUGUUUAGCUUAUUCAUUCAGCUAGCUUUUAUGUAGCCGUUUUGCCACGGGGGAAAACGGAAAGCGGAGGGUGGAAGGACAGUGAUUUGCAACUGUACGUUCGUCCAUUUCCACACCUUAUUCUAGGGCGGAAGAGCGAAAUUUAACAAAUGUACAUCGAGCGAGAAAAUGUGGAACGUUGCUCGUUGUUCCAGUUUCCACAUUACUUUAAACCUAACCCGAUACGACAUCUUUUCCUACAUCAAUCAUUCCCUAUAUUACGCAAGCGAUUCGGUGAUAACUAAUAACACAACAUGAUGGCACACGGUGGAGAGGAACGUAUAACGCAAAAAGUAUUGACAAAAACUAGUAAACUGCUAAACCGUAACGGCAAUUAUUAUGUACACGAACGCCGGAACCAUAGUGAUGAAUCCUAUCGUAUAUCCGCACGUUUUGCAGUGGAUAAUUUCAAAAUAAUAAAAUACAACAAUAAUUA
Molecule: messenger RNA, 4783 nt
Organism: Anopheles coustani
Lineage: Eukaryota; Metazoa; Arthropoda; Insecta; Diptera; Culicidae
Product: CD2-associated protein-like
Exons: 5
Coding region: 941-3793 (950 amino acids)
Molecular function (GO): protein binding
Source: RefSeq, a predicted model, not a curated record